This is a messenger RNA of Caenorhabditis auriculariae, 5764 nucleotides long. The record is from the annotation of a GenBank genome assembly. NCBI's taxonomy places the organism in Eukaryota, Metazoa, Nematoda, Chromadorea, Rhabditida, Rhabditidae.
AUGUGCGGAAUCUGGGCGAUCCUCGGCGAGCAACCGCAGCCACACCAUCAGAACGCCUUCAUGAGCAUCGUCGGCCGCGGUCCCGAUCUCACCGUCCUGGAAGAGGUCCAGCCCAACGUCCACCUCGGCUUCCACCGCCUCGCCAUCGUUAUGGUUCUUUUUUCCUCUCUUAUACUUUGCCAGGUCGUUUCGCAGAGAUCCGAUUUAGUGCCCAUCCCAUAGAACCCUUACACUCUAGUGGACAAUCGUUUUUCGGCUUUUUGAUGGCCUUACACUUUCCUUUUCUUUGUAUUGGGCUCCGAUUGGUUUCGGCUCGCAACAAAUUGUCUUUGGGUCUGAGUUCGGAGGGGCCUAUUUUUGUUAAAAUUAGCAGUGAAAAUCUAGUAACAGACUCGAUUCAACCAAAAAUAAAUGAUGCUGUAAAAGGUUUUUUUUCAGGUAAAGUUAUUGCGAGACCUAUUUGCAAUCUUUUUCGAUUAGAGCCGGCAAAAAAAAAUCGAAAAAUAACAAGGAAAGAAGCUAAAAAAAAAUUGUUUUAACUCAUAAAUUUCCAAACUUCGAACUUAAGUUCUCCCUCUUCUGAACCCCUAACCUUGACUAAGAAAAAGCGUAGCGUAGGUUCUGUUGAUUAAGCAUUGCCUCAAAAAUUAACUCUUUUAAAAAUGUUUUGAGACUUGAUAAUUCAAGUAUAGACGAUUUUUUUGGGCUUGAUGAUUCAUUUUCUUGUGUUGUAAAAUCUCCGUAAAUCUACACACAACUAAUGUGCGCUCUACCGUAAAUUGUUUCUGCGUUACCGUAUAAUUAAAAAGACUCACUUGAAAGAGAAUUUCCAGCCUGGCGACACUCCAAGUGCGCAGCCGAUCCACGGCGCCGGCCUCGCCGUCGUUUGCAACGGAGAAAUUUACAAUCAUCGGGAGCUCAAGGUUUGAUUUAUUCCAUUAUUUCACGAUUCCACAAACUUCAAUCAAAGAAUAUAUAUUUCUUUUUUCAGGACGGUUGCUCGGUUCCAUUGAAGAACGGCGGCAGCGACUGCGCCGGUAUCAUCACGUCGUUCUUGAAAAAUGGUUGGUUUAUAUUUUCUUGGUUAUUUCUCAAGUUUGAACGAUUCUAAAGGUUUGCUCUAACUCUCUAUCUUUUGGUUCUUGCGCAAUUUUCUACACUAGGACGUGUGAUUUUCUUAAGUUACUGGUUUUAAACCUGAUUCUUUGUAGGAUGCCAACUUUGAAAAUUUAUAUUGUUAUUAAAGUCACUAUGAAUAUCUACCCUUUGAAAAAAUUUCAUGAAACUCGUCAGACUUGUCAGUCUACCUCAUUAACUUCAACAACUUUUUUUCAAAAAUGAUUAUCAACCUUCCAGAGCAAGAUCUCAAGGAGACCUGCGCCUCUUUGGACGGCGUUUUCGCCUUCAUCAUGGCAGACAGCAAGAAUCUCUACAUCGGACGUGAUCCAAUCGGCGUCCGACCGCUCUUCUACGGAUUCAACUCCAACGGUUUGCCUUAACGUGAAUUAUCAAACAACCAAAAUCCGGUCUGACGCAAACAAAUAAGAACCGCAAAAAACGGAGAAAACAAAAUCAAGUGAUAGAUUAUCCGCCAUAAAUACUGGAAAACAACAAAAAAAAAAUCCAGUAAAUUUAGGAUCUUUGAUAAUCGGCUCUGAAGUGAAAAGCAUCGAAAGACUCUGCGACAAAAUUGACUACUUCCCACCAGGAUGUUGCGCGACUGUUCCUUUGAAUAACAGAUACAGGUAAGAAUCGACACGGUCGUUUCACAGCAGCUUUCUAGAUAUUCCGAAAGAAAAAAUUACGGCAAACUCCAAUUCGAUUUUUUUUUUUAAUUUUCUCUUUUUCGGGCUUAAUAAAAAUUAUGCGCAGGCUGUGGUACUUCUAAAAAUUCAUAAAAAUGUUGCGAGAUUCGAAAAUUGAAAGAGAAUAAACAAAAUGAAUAAAACUCCUAUAGGAGAAAAUACAAAAAUUUUGAGCUAGUUUUGCGCCUUUCAAUGUUGGUUGGCGUUAAUUUUUAUACGCAUUUAAAAAGUUUCAUUGAAUUUCCGAAAAAAAUAAAUACUUUUUCUUCUUUUUUUCAUAGUUUAGAAAGUAUUUAUAAAGAGAAAAAUUUUCGUAUAGAAGCCGGCCAUUGUUGUUCUCUAAACUCACUUCUUAGAUCAAACUACUUUUAAUUAAUUUCAUCUUUUUUUGGACUCAAAUGUACUUCCUUGCAGAUCCAUCCCAGUUCAACAAUAUUAUGCCGUGCCCAGCAUUGCUGAUCGUUUCCUCAGCAUGGAAAAUACCAAGGUUUUGCUUUUUUCUUGAAGAAAAUAAUCAUUUUUCUAGACUCUUGUCCGAGAGAUCCUGGUCAAAUCGGUCGAGAAAAGGCUGAUGGGAAACAGAAGAUUCGGUUUUAUGUUGUCGGGUGGACUUGACUCUUCCUUGAUCGCUUCGAUCGCCUCGAAGUUCUUAAAUCACGUAAGUUAUUGAUAUUUUCCUGCAGUAACUUUUCGACUUGUUUUCAGAAACCAAUCGCCUUCUCUGUCGGAUUCGAAGAUUCUCCGGAUUUGGAGAAUGCGCGAAGGGUCGCCGAAUAUCUCAACAUUCCACAUGAAGUUCUCGUGAUCACUCCAGCCCAGUGCAUUGACAUUAUUCCAGGUUUUGGAAAGUGUAAUUUUUGGAAAAAUGCUUUUUUUCAGAAGUUAUCUACGCUUUGGAGACUUUCGACCCCCUGAUCAUCAGAUGCGGAAUCGCUCAUUAUUUGUUGUGCCAGCACAUUGCCAAAACUUCCGAAGUCAAGGUUCUUCUCUCGGGUUCGUUCCUUUUUCAAUUCAGUUUACAGUCUGUUCUGAAGUUCUUUUUAUUCUUUCUCGAUGCUUGACGUUUUUUUUUUUGAUCUGAAAAUGAAUAAUUGCUCGAGGGCUUAAUUGAGUUCGUCCAUAUUCUUUUGAAAACCAAGCAAAUUUUUUGAACACAAUUUAACUCUUGAUACCAUUUUUCUAGAAUUAUCGAACAGUAGAACAGUUAGUUAAUCCAUUUUUUAAGUCAUGAGUAAAAACUUUUGAACUUUAAUCAGCUUUAAUUUGUUGAGGUUUUGUACCCAAUUUCCUAUGUAACGUUUAAAAAUGGUUCUAUCUUCAGACUGGGAUUUUCAACCAUUAAAAAAAAAAGUUUUUCUCUCACUUGGUUCUUCUAUACUUUAUACAGUACCUUCUGGGAGUUUUCGUACCAUUUUCCGUAAGUCACUCUCACUUGUAAGUCCUUUGAAGUAACUUUUUCCGUUGAUAAAAACCUUUCGGCCAGUACGAAAGACCACCAAACCAUUGAACCAACAAAAAGUUUUCUCCAUGAGAAAGUUGAGCCGUUUUUUCUGUGUAUCAACACUCUUGUCUCAGUUACCUUUGCCCUUUCGGAAAAAAAAGAUAGCGGGAAAAGAAGAAGUGGCUGUGAUUAGACACGGUGGCGACGGCCGUGUUGACUUUUUGGCUCUUUUUGGCCCCCGCCAAGGAGUCUCACAAUAUAUCGGCUUCUCUUUUUGAGUGUCGGAUUAAUGGGAUGAAGUCAUGAAGAAGGGCAGACAAAACUGUAGUUUUCACUUUCCAUUUGAAAAUUGAAUAAAAAGGGUAAAAAAUAGUCUCGAACUUGCUAAAUUUUACAAUUUUCGAAUUUUUUGCUUUGUUAAAUUUGGAGUGAUAAAUCUUGAAAGUUAAAAAUGAGCAUAGUGAGGAAAUAAACUGAAUCUAUCAAGUUAAAUCAAACUUUUUUUUAAGAAUCGACCAAUCAGAAAUGAAGUAAUUUUUCGAGAAGAAAAAAAUCUAGUUAAUUUUACUUUUUUCCUGAAAUUCCUUAUGAUUAGUUUCCAUUCAAAGCUUCCAACCCUUCAUGGAACUUUUAAAAAUCCUCAUAUACUUCUGUUGGAAAACAAUUUUAUAAGGUUUCGAUUCUGAAAGACUUCAUUCAGAGUUGUUCUUCAUGUAAAUUAGAAAGUAAGAAAUGGGUUGCUAUGAAAUUUUUAAAUAUUUAAUAGUUUUAUCCACUCAUUUUCCAAGCCAAAACAGCUUAGAAAAAAAAAGUCAUCCCAUCGAGUCACACUUCUAAAAGUCGCAUCACAUCACCUUUUGUCAAUAAAAGUCAGGUUCCGUUCUCAACUUUUCGCGAGCCCAACGGAAAAAAAAAGAAAAAAAAAACUCAGAACCGUCGGAAAAACAAACCAGCUUCCCAGUGCCACGGCGACUGUUUUUGUUUUUUUUUUCUUUCGUCGAGUGAGUCACGGACGAAGGGAAGCAGAAGCUUCGAAAAGCUCCGAGAAACGUGCACUCGAAAGAUGUAAAUAAAUACAUACCGUUUGCCCCGAAAUAGCCACGGUUCCAACUAAUUCGGAACGUUCAGCACCGCGUGCGACGUCCCGCUUUUGUUUGAACUCUUUUUGGUUCCUCCUUUCUGGGAAGGCCGAAGAGUAUCUCGAGAAAUAUGGGGAUGUAUGAUAAAUCCAAGAUUUUCUUUAGAAAUGAGUUGGUUUUGCGAUUAAAUAGCUUCCUUCGAUUUUAACGGAUUUUUUUGGGGGGAAUUAAGUGAUAAAGGCUCUUAUUUAAAUUAUUCCGGAGAACUUUUUGAUGUACCAGAAAAAGGUCCAGAAAUUCUCAACCUGCAAAGCUUUUUAGUUUAAAAAAAAGGUCUCAAAAUAGCACAUUUUUACGAUAUUAGAGGGUUUUCUUUGGCUUCCAAGUGUCGUUUCUCAAAAACUAAGAAGUUGUGAAGCUUGAAAAUUGAAUAUUUUUCUGGUACAUUGAAGGGAUUUUUCAGCCGAUUUUCAGGAAAUCCCGAUCCCCAAAGUAAAAUGACCUUCCUUGUGAGAUCAAAAAAACCAUCUGUUUUCAGGAGAAGGAGCGGAUGAGCUUUUCGGGAGCUACGCCUAUAUGCAACGCGCUCCGAACGCAUUCCACUUGCACAAGGAGAUUCUCCGUCGGAUGAAGCAUCUCCAUCAGUACGACGUCCUCCGCUGCGACCGCUCCACCUCCUGUCACGGCUUGGAGAUCCGGGUUCCUUUCCUCGACAAGCGGUUGGAGACGUCGCUGAACUUUGAAAUGGCUGAAUUAUUUAGCUUCAUCGACCUCGUCGCCCGACUACCGCCCACUUAUAAGCUGAUGCCGAUGAAGUUGGAGAAGCACGUCCUCCGCGACGCCUUCCAAGGAUGGCUUCCCGAGGAAGUCCUUUGGAGGAGCAAGGAGGGAUUCGCCGAGGCUUUGGGUACUGGAAAAACAGAAAUUUCUCGAGGAAAAGGGGGAAAAUGUAGGAAAAACUGAUCUGGGUGAGAUCAUCGCUCAACACUGCGAUCGGAUCGUUCCGGCCGAGGCAUUCGCUCGACGAGCAGACCGUUUCCCUGACAGAACCCCCGAAACGACCGAGGAGUUCUGGUAUCGACAAAUCUUCGAGGAAACCUACUGCUUCAUGAAGGUCGCUCCACUCGUCCACACCAAAGUUUAUAGGCGAGUUUUUCUUUCACAAAAAUGAGUAGUCUUCCGAAAAUUGGAUUACAGCAUUUUUGAGCUUUGGACUUUCACAGGUUUCGGGAAAAAAUAGUUCAACUUCUUCUUUCCUUCUAUUUCUCAAGCUUGAAACUGAAAAUAUUGAUUCCAGAACAGCGGCUUGGCACCGAGUUGAGGAGAAAGAGAACCUCGAGUUCAAAGACUCGCUCGACGUCAAGGAGGAGAUCGCCGAGAUGAUGCGUCUCCGACGUCGGUCCACCGGUUCGACGACCCUUUCGGCUGGCGUCGCGUAA